GGCUGGUCAGUGAGGAGAGAGAGAGAGAGAGAGAGAGAGAGAGAGAGAGUGAGAGAGAGAGCGCGGAACAAAAUGCUUUUUAUUCAGUAACAGGCUCAUUGAGGAGCUGACAGACCCCUCCAGAGACCCUCCAGAGACCCUGCAGAGCCUCACUUAACAACACGCUUCAUUCCUGCUGGAGUCCAACCAGCCGCAGUCUCCGGGUUUGUCUCUCUUCACUGGAACACCUCGGGACUCUGCAGACUUUGAAAUACUUUCUCUUGGACUGCACCGGGCUUUUCUCACAGGCUCUGGGUUUUUCCUGGUGAUGACCUCACUGCUGCUCCUGGCACUGCCCACGCUGCGAUGAAGGACCUCUCCUCCUCCUCCUCUCCUCUCAGCUCCCUGCUCCACUACCCGUCCUCCAAAACCUCAGCCGUGACAUUCUCUUCUCCGUCUUCCGGCUCCGCCUCCUCCUCGCCAGGAUCAUCGCUCUCUUCGGCCAAACCUCAGCCCUUCUGCCUCCAGACGGGUCCACAUCUCAUCGCCAGCAUGCAGCUACAAAAACUCAACUCGCACUACCAGAACCUCGCCGGGGCUUCUGCGGGACACCAAGCAACCAGCGGUGCUCAAAGAGGGUUCGGGGCCUCGCCACUGAGCACGGGGAACCAGCUCCUGGGGCCGUCUGGAGGUGGAAUGGGUGUCGGCAUCAGCAUGGGGAACCAAACCUCUGGUCCGGGUGCAAUUAUCGACUUUGACCCGGUGGGAGAGGUUCUCAUGUCGCUGGUGGUAGAGCUCGGAUUGGACCGAGCCAACGAGCUGCCCGAGCUAUGGCUGGGCCAGAACGAGUUUGACUUCAUGUCGGACGUACCGGCCGGAUGCUGACAGAUGAGAAGAAAAAACUUUUAAAGAUCUAUGGAAGUAGUUGACAAAGAGAGAGAAGAUGUUCUCUCCUCUAUUUUCUUUUUCUUUUUCCUCCUUUUCUUGGUCGAUAAAACGACGAAACAGAAGAAACUGCGACAAAGAGAAAGAGAUAAGAUGCACACUCUGGUUUCUUACUUUCUUUUGAACUCUUUAUGGAAAGACAGAUGGAUAAAAGAAAACCAUAACUUGCUUUGGAUUUAGUAGUUGUUUUUUCAAUCAAGUUGUGCUCUUGCGGAAAGAGGGCUCUGAUUUGUAUUUUGCUUUUUCAUUUGAAGACGAAAAACCUGAACCAUGAGCUGAGUAGGAACAGAAGGAAGGAGUCAAACAAACAAAGAGACCCAAGGAGCUCAACUCCCCUUGAAACCAACGAGCAAUGGCUGGUUUUAUUGGGAACAAAAUGAUCCACAAAAGACAGGUUGGAGAUGUUUGAAGCCUUCUGGAAACAAAACAGUCAAGUUGACGCGCCGGUUUGACUUCUGUUUUUCUCUUGAAUGAUCAAUAGAAACAAGACUUUCUGGGAAGUUUGUGAAGGAUGACACGCACUAUGUUUCCUGUUUUCUCAAUGGACAAUAUUAGACUCUGGUCUUGUGGGCAAGGGACUCCUGAUCCCUUGUUCUUCACAAAGAAAUUGCUUGUCUUAGAACUGGUUAUCUCAAUGUUCUUCUUUUCCGUUCUUCUUCUUGUUUGAAUAAAGAUCAACCAGUCGAAUUCACAGAACAUGUUAUUUAAGACAGUUGCUGAUACCCAUCAGGACCUCUAGACAAGGAGCGCUUCUAUAAAUCGGUUCUACUUCUCUCAACGUAAUGAAUUAGAUAAAAGAGAUGUGGAUGUUUCAGAGCAUGGGACCUGAAUGGAGUAAUUUGUUUUCUCUUGCUCUGGAACACAGCCCCAUUGAAAUGGUUGAGGACUUUUGGUCAUGUGAGUCGCUACUACAUGUACGUUAUUUGUUCCCCGGCCUACAGUGUAAGAUCACUGACCCAGAUGGUGUAGUCAAUCUGUUGUCAAUUAUCCGAGAUAGCUCUUCCUGUUUUGAGUGAGGAUACAAGGUCUGGUACACAUUUGUGUAUGCAAUCCCAGUGGCAACCCUGCUGUUUUUUGUUUGUCCUGUUUUUACCAUCUUUGACGUUUGUUUUAAAAUUGUUAAUUCAGCCCAAACACACCUUAUUAUCGCCAAAGCAUCAUCUGUUUUAUCAUUAUAGACGGGGAUUUUAAGUCCACAUAUUGCAGAGGCUUUAUACCUAAACAUCAACUGCCUUAUGGUUAAAACAUUCACAAUGUUUAUCCAAAGGUUUAAGCUUCAGUACCAAAGUAAACUUGUAAAUAUUUGAACCCCCAAAUAAUAAAGGUUAUAUGCUACUGUUUGCCGCUAACAUGUUAGCAUCCCAGUCUGCAUUUGUACUGCUUUACUUUCCCUUGGCAGUGGAAAUGUUUAGAACAUCUUUGCAGGUUAGCAGUGCACCCUCCAGCAGCCAUAUUGGUGAUCCUCGAGCUGUUUGGCCGCAGUUGCACAUUUAGCAAUUUAGCCACUUGCAAGCUAGCCAGCAAGUCCGACUCUCAAGUGUUUAAUUAUGGCUUCUUAAGCCUGUUCAAAUAAGUGUUAGCAUUAGCAAUACGGGCCGAUAGCACGCUGACCAUAUCCUUACAAAAAAAACGAGAUGUAAUGAAUGUAUCACCAAGCAAGUCGUGCACAUCCUUUAGCUCGUCAGCCGCUAAAAACACAUUAGUUUUCAAGCUAACACAGACAAGAAGCCUUAAAGGUGUUGAAUACAAUGACAACAGGCACUGAGCUCACACAUUUAUUCUUGUCCGAGUUUAGCUAAUUGCUACCAUGCAAGCUUCUGAACAUCAUAUUUUAUGAAUAUUACAUUAAUUGGAAUUUAGCACUUUGCUACUUAAACUCAAGUGCCACUUACAGCGUUUUCUGGAGCUUUAGCUGUGUCAAAAAAUGGGAUGUUGAAGCUAGCAAUCCUUAAAGAGUUGGAUUAUAUCGUGACAGCUUCCGAGCUUUUGUGUCAGACAAUUCGAGUGGCAACCGAGCAAACUAACAUCUAGAGCUGAAGAUAUAUGGCUUAGGUUAUAGUAAAUGGACCAUGAGGUGGGUUUGUUUUGUGGUCUGUCGGCCUAUAGGGUAAUUGUUCUUGAGUUGAUAUACUCAGACUGGGGCAGGUGUUGUUUCUUGCCAGUGCAGACUUAAGUUGUUGGGGGGGG
Molecule: messenger RNA, 3111 nt
Organism: Labrus bergylta (ballan wrasse)
Lineage: Eukaryota; Metazoa; Chordata; Actinopteri; Labriformes; Labridae
Source: RefSeq, a predicted model, not a curated record